This is a messenger RNA of Mytilinidion resinicola, 1530 nucleotides long. RefSeq lists its product as uncharacterized. Lineage: Eukaryota; Fungi; Ascomycota; Dothideomycetes; Mytilinidiales; Mytilinidiaceae. Bases 115 to 1530 code for a protein of 471 amino acids. The transcript has 3 exons. The record is from RefSeq and is a predicted model, not a curated record.
AUCGAACCGGCCUGUUGGCCUCAAGGAUAUUGUGGCACAGCACGGGAGGUAUCAAUACGUGCACAGGUAACAACCUUUCGAACCUUCAGACGUUUCAUUCUCAUUACUUCCAUCAUGUAUCCUCCUUACGCAAGCAAAAUGCCAUUACGGCUCUCUUCUCCCUCGCGAGGAUUUGCCGUAAGAAAACCUCGAAACUCUCGUCCUAUCAUCAUAUCCGCACUCACUGUGGCCAUCAUAUUCCUUGUUUGGUUUCAGUCAGAUCAAGCCAUACUUUCACUCCACAAGCCUACUUCGACAUCGACGAAGUUACCGUCACCUGCGAACUCCACACUCGGUUUUGGCGCCAUCAUCGCAGUAUCACCACCCAAUUCCAAAAGGCGACACGGCCUCCUACAGGCAGCCAAUGUGACAGAGCUCGACAUCACCAUCCCAGAGCUGCCAAUCUGGACCGAGGAAGAUGUAGAGCAAUUCCGAAGCCAGCAAGCCCCAACCGAAAUGCGGUUCCCGAUGAUCGCAGCAUGGAUGAGCCAUUUACGAGUGCUCGAAUGGUUCCUCUCAACCGACCUAGAAACCGCAAUGAUCCUCGAAGACGACAUGGACUGGGACAUGCGCGCCCGCAGCCUCCAAGUCCCCCGUGCAGCCACCGCCCUGCGUGCGCUCUUCCACGCCACGCCAGAAGCACCACACAGCUACUAUCCCCACCCCUCGCACUGGGACGUGCUGUACCUCGGUCACUUUGACCGCUGGGCCUGGUUCGGCCACGAGGCCGGCGUUGGCGUGCAACUGCCCUCCGAUCUCCAGGGGGCCCAGGCAUUCGCCGACGACACGCUCCCGCCGCGCUACAACAUGCUUCCCAACGUCGCCUCCAUCCUGACGGCGCUCGACGUCCCGCCCUUCACGCGUGUCGUGCAUCCCUCGCGGCAGCCUUUUGGGACAUGGGCGUACGCUGUCAACCGGCGCUCAGCGGCUAAGAUCCUCUCCGAUGAAGUCGGAAGCCCGCGGGCGCCGAAGUGGGUGUCGGAUAGUUUUGAUAACACGAUGGUGCGGGCGUGUGAGAACGGGCUGCUGCGGUGCUGGACUGUGUUUCCGGAAAUUUUCCAUCACCGUGAAGGGCUGCUGACGAGCAUGAUCAACCUUCCGGAUGAGUUCAAGCCGACUAAGCUUGUGGAAGAGUUGCGGAAUCGGACUGGCGAGACAGAUGGAAUAGGGUGUGGAUUUGCGAGUGGCGUGCUUAACUUUGGGGAUGAUAAGGAGGAGUUGGAGCGACUUAGGGAUGGGGCGAGGAGGGGGGUGUCUCUACAAAAAAAAACCAUGGCCGCGACCCAAACCGAUGCACAAGUAGCCGAGUUGUGCCGGCAGGCUUUCGAAGCUGAGCACUAUUCAAGAUUCAAAGAAGCUUUCGACCAGCACGGGAAAGCUACAAUCGCGUUGAACAAACUAGCUGACGACGCCAAAUUCCUCGAUCGCGAGAGGAAACAAAUUGCCCGCAAGCAAGCCAAGUUCCAUAGCACAAAGCGCAAGAUCUUAUAA